This is a messenger RNA of Podospora pseudopauciseta, 955 nucleotides long. RefSeq lists its product as uncharacterized. The coding region runs from base 308 to 955 and encodes 215 amino acids. The transcript is spliced from 2 exons. Lineage: Eukaryota; Fungi; Ascomycota; Sordariomycetes; Sordariales; Podosporaceae. The record is from RefSeq and is a predicted model, not a curated record.
UUAGAUAUAGAAUGCUGUUCUUGAGAAGUUGUGUCCAAAGACGGGAUAAUACGCAACUUGCAGUGGAAGAAAUACUUGAGUGACUGCUACAAUAAUCACCGAGCUCAAGUCAACGCGACGGUCGACCUGACCUACCUUUCGAGCGCCUGAUGGAUUCAGAACUCCCUCGCGACUCUUACCAGCAAACAAACUUCGCAUUCCGUUGGCAAUCAGUCUAUCUACCCACUCUUCAAAUUCCCCUUCUUUUGCAAGUCUCACGGUUCUAAAUCUUCCUGACUCUGUUACCCCAGCCCCACCAUCUCCAACCAUGGCAACUAACGAUCUUCAGAUUCUCCAUCCAGACUCAGCCAGGGUUUACUUGAACUCUCGUGGCUUCGUCAAGAUCGAAAGAGUCGCUCAGAGCACCACCGAACCAGCGACCGACGUCCCUUGGUUAACGACUACUGGCCCGCCGACUGAAGAGAUCUAUCUUGCCAGAGUCACUGCCGGCAAUCUCGAAGAGCUUGCCACGGCUCUUCGAUGCCAACGAGACGGCGACACUCAGUUGUACGAAGUUACUAUCAGAGCUGUCCCCGCUAGCAGUUCCUCGUCGGUUGUCGCCCCCACGUCUUCUCAAACUCCCGAGUACUCGAUCAACAGUGCAGAACACUGCGAGAAUGAUGACUCUAUUGACAGCGAUGAGCUCCUCGUCACAAGCCUGCGGCAGGAGUUGCGUAAAAAGAAGAGGGCACAUAAAGCAACUUCCACUUCUCAAAGACAGCAGCACUCUCGCAGCUCUCACACCAUCUCUUUCCCUCCGCCUCAAGCUCUUGGGCCCAAGGCCAGCCCAAGCCUCUUCUUCCACUGGUCUCACGCUGAAGAUCAGAAAGCCCGCAGGCAAGCCAGAGCUGCUCGGAUCGCCGCCUUGGUGUUGCAGACUCAACGGCGGCGCAGAUCAAACAGAUCGCGACGUUGA